AUGACUGUCGCUUCCUCUCAUACCACUGCUCGGAUUAUUUCGGUCAUUGCCGGCACUCUAAUUGCCUUAUCUUGCGGAACGAAUUAUGCAUAUUCAGCAUGGGCCCCGCAGUUCGCCCACCAGAUGAAGCUUUCUUCGACCGAGAGCAACUUGAUCGGUGCGGCGGGAAAUUUGGGAAUGUACGCCAUGGGAAUCCCAAUGGGUCUAUUAACAGAUUCAAAGGGCCCACGACUCUUGAUCCUGAUCGGAUCGAUUUGUCUAUGCCUAGGAUAUUAUCCAAUUUAUCUUGCCUACCAACAUGGUGAAGGAUCGGUCCCCAUUAUCUUCUUGUGUUUCUUCGCCUUCCUGACUGGUACUGGUGGUUGCUCAGCAUUUGGUGCUGCCAUUAAAGUUGCGGCAUCUAACUUUGGGGAGAACCGAGGUACUGCGACUGCAUUCCCAUUAGCUGCUUUCGGUCUGAGCGCUUUGUUCUGGUCCAAUGUGUCGACACUCAUCUUCAAGGAUGACACCGGCCGAUUCCUUCUCCUUCUAGCCUGUGGAACUACUAUUCUCUCCUUGGUGUCUAUUCCAUUCAUGCGAAUCUUCCAGAACCCUUCGGAUGAGACCUAUUCCUCAGUUCCCAACAACGAAAACCCAGAUGUUCCCGAGUCACAAAGGCUGCGCCGAAGCAGUAUUGUGAUAGAGCACCCCGAUGACGGCCACGAUUCCACCGGAUUUGACCAUGCACACUCGGCGCAUGCACGCAGUCAUUCAACUGUUUCGAACAACCGUAUGGGUCCCUCCCACAUUAAUGAACGCGAUGAAAACUCGUCAUUGGUGCACAAACCCGAUGGCAGGCCAUCAUUUGAUACCCUGGACGAUGACUUCCUUGACGAUAUGGCCGUAGAAGCACACCACCCCGACAUCCGCGGUCUGGCCAUGCUCAAAUACGCCGAGUUCUGGCAAUUGUUCCUGACAAUGGCUCUCCUUUCUGGAAUUGGUCUUAUGACCAUAAACAACAUCGGAAACAGCACCAAGGCUUUGUGGCUAUACUACGACGAUAGUGCGACACCAAAGUUCAUCCAGCAGCGCCAGGUUAUGCAUGUAUCUAUCCUGUCUUUCGGAAACUUCCUCGGCCGCCUCCUGAGUGGCAUUGGGUCUGAUAUCCUUGUCAAGAAACUCAACAUGUCUCGUUUCUGGUGUCUCUUUAUUUCCGCGGCUGUCUUCACCCUCACCCAGUUGGCUGGAGCAUCUAUCUCGAACCCCAACACCCUUGUCAUCGUCUCAGCCUUCACUGGUGUUGCAUACGGCUUUUUGUUCGGUGUCUUUCCCGCUCUGACCGCUCACACCUUCGGUAUCGGCGGUCUCUCCCAGAACUGGGGAACUAUGACCCUGGCACCAGUUUUCAGUGGUAACGUUUUUAAUCUUAUUUACGGCACAGUAUAUGAUCGUCACUCUGUUGCGGGGCCCGAAGGAGAAAACCAAUGUCCAGACGGGUUACUCUGCUACCGCUCUGCCUACUAUGUGACCCUUUUCUCCGGCCUUUGUGGUGUUGUUGUUUGUCUGUGGAGCAUUCGACGCGAGUCUCAAAUCCACAAAUCACUACACAAGAAGGCUGAUCACCGAAUUGCGUAA
This is a messenger RNA of Penicillium angulare, 1614 nucleotides long. RefSeq lists its product as uncharacterized. NCBI's taxonomy places the organism in Eukaryota, Fungi, Ascomycota, Eurotiomycetes, Eurotiales, Aspergillaceae. The transcript has 5 exons. Gene Ontology annotation, cellular component: membrane. The record is from RefSeq and is a predicted model, not a curated record. Bases 1 to 1614 code for a protein of 537 amino acids.